UUCCUCCAUGUAGCAACACUGCGUACUACCCAAUGUUGACGAAACCGUGUGCCACGGUACUCAAUAUUAAUAACCACUAAAAAAUGGAGAUACCAGUUACGUAUUGCUUGUGCGGCCGCUCUUACGAUCCCGAGCAAUUUAUGAUACAAUGUGACGUGUGCAAGGAAUGGUAUCACGGCGAAUGUGUAGAGGUAAAGGAAUAUUUGGCCAUAGAUUUCGACAAGUACCACUGUCCACGCUGUCAAGUUAUAUGCGGUUCUUCAAUCAUGAAAGUCAGGACAAACUGGCACAGACACGAUUAUACUGAACAAGACGCAGAUUUAAAAGCCAUCCAAACUGGAACUCUCGUGUUUCUACGGGAACUAAGAAUCAGACGCUUUGAGAAGUCUGAGGAAGUUGUCAAGUUCCUGAAGGGACAGCAAUUGACUCUUCAAUAUUUACAAACAAACGGUUUUGAAAAUCCUAUCGUUAUUAAUGAGAAAGAGGGUCUUGAUAUGACUGUACCACCUUCGAGCUUCAGUGUCUUUGAUGUUGAGAAUUAUAUAGGUGGUGAUCGGUUCAUGGAUGUGAUUGAUGUGACUAGACAAAGUAACAUACGUAUGAAAUUAAGAGACUUUAUAGAAUAUUUCAGCUCUCCUACUCGUCCAAGUACAAGGAUACUCAAUGUCAUAAGUCUCGAAUUCUCCAAUACCGGUCUUUCGCCACUGAUCGAAGCGCCGUGUAUCGCGCGCAAGCUGGACUGGGUGAACUCGGUUUGGCCAUGCGACUGGCCCGAGGACAGUGACAUGAAGCGACCCGAAGUGCAAAAGUACUGCUUGAUGGGCGCUCGAGACAGUUUCACUGACUUUCACAUUGACUUCGGUGGCACGUCCGUGUGGUAUCACGUGUUGCGUGGGGAAAAAAAGUUCUAUCUCAUCAAACCGACGCCGGCGAACUUACACUUGUACCAGCAGUGGAUGUGCAACUCGACGCAGAGCUACACCUUCUUCGGGGACCAGGCUGAUGUGUGUUACGAAUAUACUCUCAAACAGGGCCAGACGAUGAUGAUCCCCACGGGCUGGAUACACGCUGUGUUCACGCUGGAAGAUUCCUUGGUCUUUGGCGGAAACUUCUUGCACAAUCUCAACAUUCCAAUGCAGAUACAAAUAUACGAACUGGAAAGGAAGAUGAAGACCCCCGCGAAAUUUCAGUAUCCCGGAUUCGAGACAAUUAAUUGGUUCGCGGCUAAAAAGAUGCUCGCAGAAUUGAAAGAACUAAACAACGGGGGUAAGAAAUGUCCACAGUACUAUCUGCAAGGUAUAAAAGCGUUGCUCGGCAUUCUCAAGCAGUGGAAUACAGACAAGGAUUAUAGCAUGGUUAGUCGUGGCCAAAUACCGGACACCAUAAACAGCCAGAAACUGCUGAAGGAGCUCAGUAAGGAGAUACGACACGCGGAACGUUACUUAAUAUCACUGAACCCGCCGAAGCCGGAGCGCGAGAGCAAACGGAAGAAGAAAAAGCCGUUGAACAAGGACUUUGUGGAUUUCGAUUUCGCCGACAAGCUGAUCGACAAUCCGUUCAAGGCGACGCUGAAAGAGACCAACAAAACCGAGCCGGCGGUCGACGGGCCGAACAACAGGCCACCGUUGAAACUUACCUUGCCGAAACCCGUGGCGUAUUCUAACGUUAAAGCGGCCGCCGCCGGUAACAAGCGAGCGUCCAAACCGGGCAAACAGAGCCCGACCGUGAUCAGGUUUAAGCUCGGCAACAACGAGGUUGUCAGGAGUACAAACGACAACAUCAAGGUGUACGGGAACGUUGCAACGGCCGAUCAAACGACGAUGGAAACUGUGAAGCAGCCGCAGCAGCCACCGCUCAUAUGGAAGCAGACGUCCGUGUACGACUUCCACGAUGGCAGCAACGAGAGCGAUUACGGCAGAUUCACGAUAGACGAGUCGCAGAAGCGGAAACGAACGCCACGGGCGAACCCGUCGAAGCAGUUCAAGCACGAUUACGACGGGAACGUCGACAUACUGAACGACACGCCGAAGAACGGCAUAGAGGAACUGCUGAAAGCGUCCGUAUACACACUCGGCAACGGCACUCAGAGGAUAGACGUCGCGCCCUCGACGAUCCCGCAGUACAAUCAACCUAUGCCACCUCCCACUGGUUCUGACAGGGCGUCACCGUCCACGCGGGAGGCGAUCGCCGGCAUGUUGUCGUUCAGCGAGCAGUGUUACUCGACAACGAGUAGCGACCCCGCGAAGUCCUUAAGAUCCGCCAAGACGCAACGCGACAACACCGACGAUGACGACGAUCAGUCGAUAGAAAAUAUCGACAAGGUCCAUCAAGAUGACGAUUUCAUUUACCCAGCUCUAGACGCGUCCGACGACGAGGAGUUCAUUUUCAAACCCAAGGCGAAAAGUCAGAUCGACGAAGCGUGGAACCCAAAGGCUAGAGUGGGUCCUCUUUUGCCGAAGACGAAUCGGCCGGCGCGAGAAGGCGUGAAGAAGACGUCCGUGGAGAAAGGCUUGGAAGCGGCUGCGGCGAAGCGAGCGAAACAAUCGGAUGAAUACCUGGAUAACGACAUGGACAAGAUUACCAAGAAGAAAUUGGGUACUUCCAAACGGACGUACAAUAAAAGGAAGCAAAAGGAUCCUGCGGUUAGCACGGUAGGAGGAGGAACCACGUCCACUGCACCGUCUGAAAAUGUUAUCAAAUCGUCCAUAGGAUGCGGAUCAAUCUUAACGAGUCCUAACAGACUAAGGGACGUCAAAGCGAAGCUCGCGGCACCAGUUCCAGUUGAACGCAAGCCGAAGAAGGGAAUGAAAACGGCAAAGCAACGUCUGGGAAAGAUCCUGAAGAUCCACAAAAUGAUACACUAGGUAAAAUUGAAAUAAUAUCAGGUAAGAGGAAAGGCAUCACGUCAUUUUUCACUUGUGUAUAAAAUCACUUGUGUAUGUAAUAGUUGUACAUUGUAACUGUAAAUAUAAAUGAAUUUUCCAUCGGGGUGAUUCGCAUAUAUUCACCUUAAAAAGAAAAACAGAAAGGAUAAAAAAAAGGAAAAUCUAGUUUUAAAGAUUAGCGCCGUGUUUUUCUAAAAAGUACUUUAUAUUUAUUACAGCGUCGUUUAAUUUUAGGUGGAUAUUUAACGACUUUUGAUAUCUCGAUAUUUCAGUAAGACAAUAUUUACAUUGUAACAAUGGCUUACUGAUGCUUUACGUGACGCGACGUAACAGUUCAGUUGACAACGAUAUAUUGGUGGCAAGGGGAAAACUAUAUCAACCUACAGUUUGUAAUGUAUACAUCUUAUUAUUUCGAUAAGGUCGCAGCUUAAUUUAUAAAUAUCGGUGUCAGGCAAAAAUAAAUUACGAUUCGCAAGGGAACACGACUUUGCUUAUGCAUUUGUAACUGUAUUAACGUAUAGGAAAUAUAUGUGCUAAUGUGAAAGCGCAUAUUUUUUUCCGAAAAAAGAUGCAUUUUGCCCAACACUAAUGACCAUAAUUCAGAAGUUACUCUUACGGUUGGGUUGCUAACAACCAUUGCCCAACAAGUUGAAUUCUCGGCGUUCUUUGCCAUCUAGCAAGUUUCUAGACGGAGGAAUCAACCGUAAGAGACGUUUACUUCUAAGUAUUGCUGAUGAUUAAUAGCAGAUAAAACAAGCUUAAUGUUAACAUAGUAGGAAAGAAACUAACAGCUUACUUUGAUAGAAGAAUCUCUUAUUUUUUCUUUCUCAUAUCAGUUAUCUUUUAUCUAAGACACAUAAUAAACAUCAAAAGUGGUAUUUGUUUUUUUUUACACGUUGCGUAGCAUUUUACAGUUAUUCUUAAUAACGUUGACGUUUAAUUUAUACAUCACAGAGAGGCUGUAGGAUACUGAUUUAGUUUUCUAUAUAUACUUGUUAUAAAAAUAAAACAAAAAGAUAAUUAUAUCUGCCAGUGAAACGUUUUGUAUGUAACUUACAAAUAUGGUAAGGUGUACCUUGAUCGUUAUUACGGAAUACUAAGCGUACUAAAGUAGCGUAAGAAAUCUUAUCGAUUGUUGUAUCGCACAGAAAAUUGAGUUACCUAAUACAUUGUACCUGUUUCCUAUGAUACAAAGUAUGAGGUACGUGAAGGCAUAAAAAAUUCGGACAGUUAUGGUCUCGUAUGAUAGAAUAAAGUUAUUCGCGAUUACGAAUUAUUUCUAAUUAAUAAGUAGGACCUUCAAAGAAUCGUUGAUAUUUCGAGUAGGCUAAUGACGAUUUUGUGCGAAAAACUUAAAAAAAAAACACGUUUUCUACUUAAAGACUCACGUUGGACGUUGAAAUCAGCCCGGGAAAUUAAAUUGUACUCACGCUUCCUUCAUUCCUCUUUCAUAAAUCUUUUUCUCGCGCAAGUACAGCCGAAUAAUCGAGAUUUAAUUAACGUAUAUUUAAUGUUUUUUACAAAAGCAAUAUCGUGUGAUUUUAUCGAUGUCGACGAGUUCUUGUUUACAAACUUUAGGUAUCUAGGCAUAAGCGUAAACUGAAAUUCUGUACCGAUGUAUAAGGUUUAUAAACGUUGAGAGAGAUAAAGAAAAGUUCACUUUGUAUUCCACUAAUGUUAUAACGAUUAAAACUACUUACACACAGUUUAGUUUGUACUAACGUAGUUCGCAAUAAGCGUUACGAAUUAUAUUUAUCUUAUUGUUAUAGUAAAACAUAACUGUACAAUUUAUAUAAGUUGCUGAUACGUGUGGCGAGCUGUUACUGUAAUGAUUUGCAACAUCUAACUUGUCUCAAAUAAUUAACGUUCUUGUUGGUGCGUUAAUCAAAUUCUCACACGUUCCUGCACAUCGACAGUACACACCGACAGCGCACCUGAGCGUAAUCUAAGAGUUCGCUCUCGAUUCGGCACAUGUAAUUGUCCUUAGUUGUCUCUUCAAAGUGACGUCACUUCGUCCUGCAUAGUAGUUUACAUUGCAAAGAUCGAACUACACGAUUAUUCUUAUCGUUUAGUGCAAUUGUUUGACAAGUUACUACUGAUUGUAAGUAUCUAUGUAUUGUACGCGUGUCUUGUAAGAUUGACAUACAUAUUCGUAUGUGUGCAUUUUGUAUCAUCUUAUAAGACAUAUAUAUACAUAUAUAUUUAUAUAUAUAUAUAUAGAUAUAUAUAGACACAUAUACAUAUAUUUUUUUACAGAGCAUUCAUCUUGUUAAUUUGUAUCGCGUUUCACUUGAUAUCCGCAAUAUUUAUUUAAUGUGUCCACUCUCAUUGUGCACCUUCGUUCAACCCGACGACAUUCUACACAAUUCGACGCGAGCAUUGUAUAUUCCCAUGUCACUUCGUACAUCGGAUCGACGUAAACGCGCGAUUAGAGAUUUAAAUCGGAGUCCCCGUGACUGAGUCGACGUAAUUUGUAAACGCGAGAUACGAACCUAUAGACUUUUGCCAUGAAGGAUCGGUAUAUUUCAAAAAUGUGUUCACUAAAUUAUAGACAUAUAUAAUCUCGCAAGUUUUAAUGUUCGAUGCCGCGAAUGCAUUAUUGCGAAACUGAAGGAAAAGAGAAAACGCAGAGUUAAAAAUAUAUAUAUAUCAGGGAUGAAAGUAAAUAAUAUUUAUUUUCAUGAUACGCUCUUUAUUCGUCGCUCAUAAAAGUACGUCGCUCAUAAAAGUACGUAGCACUUUCUAUGUACAAUAAUAUACUCUCGAAAUGUAAGAGUACUUUAAGAUUAUUAGAUCGAUCUAAUGAGAUGAAAACAGCUCCGUAGACAAUUUUCGAACGCUUUUCUAAUGCACACAUUAAAAAAAAAUUUAUAAGGAUAUACUGUUAAUUAAUUAAUGCUUCCAUAGCAUUACGAUGCACUUGCGUUUGUGGAGAGUGUAGCAAAAGCGAAAUGUAUUUUUGAGGGGAAUCUUGUCAGCUGGAGUGCGGAUACAUACGACUACUUCUCGAAUGCGCAGAGCAUCUUUUCAUCUUAUUGAUAUUCAAAUUUAUUAUUAUUCUCUCGGUAGAGUCUAAAUUUUUCCCGACGACUCUGUAGAAUUCAUGCGGACUUACCGACUUUCGGUAGUACUCGUGCGAGAGCCAUGAAACAUUGUUCAAAAAACUCAGAGAGGUACUCGAGGUAUGUCGAGUCAAUCACGCGCGUGUGUACCUCAUAUCGUAAAACGACAGAACAAUUUUUCAUCGUAUAUUCGUAUUACUGUCGAAUAAAAUGUUGGACUCAUU
This is a messenger RNA of Dinoponera quadriceps, 6171 nucleotides long. RefSeq names its product lysine-specific demethylase 7A-like. NCBI's taxonomy places the organism in Eukaryota, Metazoa, Arthropoda, Insecta, Hymenoptera, Formicidae. The record is from RefSeq and is a predicted model, not a curated record. Gene Ontology annotation, biological process: protein demethylation; regulation of transcription by RNA polymerase II. Bases 84 to 2864 code for a protein of 926 amino acids. The transcript is spliced from 13 exons. Gene Ontology annotation, molecular function: transcription coregulator activity; histone demethylase activity.